AUGAAAGUCCUUAAAAAGGUAGUGGAAAGCGGCAAGGAGAAUGGUGCUGAGCUCACUCUCCUACCUGAAGACAAGGAGGAUUUGUUUACUUUAUACAACAUUAUCAAUACUGAUGAUGAGGUCAUCUUUAAGCGUAUGGUUUCAAGUAAAGCAGGCGAAUCAAAUAAAAAGAAGACCACCGAUUUGAUGAGGCUGCGCCUGAGGGUCAUUUCAAGUGAGUUUGAGCCACAGCAUGAGUUCUUAAGAUACAAGGGUAUAACCACGGAAGAUGCCCUUGGAAGAGCUAAUGUUGAUGUCGCUGUAGGGAAAUUUUUCAGCUUCACCGUCGACUUCAAAUAUCCUUUUACUUUAAUUAAGCAAGACUUCAAUUCCUACGCUGCGAAGUUGUUAAAUGAAUCAUGCAAUGUCGAAAGUCGUUCCGAUAUUGCUGCGGUGGCAUUGCAAGAGGGAAUCGCUCAUAUUUGUCUUUUGAGCUCCUUUAGCACAAUUUUGAAGAACAAAAUUGAGAUUAGUUUGCCAAAGAAGAAGAGAAGCGUGGACGCCCUGAAAUUUGACGAGAAGACAGAAAAGUUUUAUAAAGCCAUCUACGAAUCUAUGAAGAGGCACUACGACUUUUCGAAACUCAAGUUAAUAAUUUUAUGUUCGCCAGGAUUUUAUGCGAAGACAUUACUAGAAAAAAUCAUGUUUUAUGCUAACGAAGAACAAAACAAAGACCUUUUAUCAAAGAAGUCGAACUUUUUGGUUGCUCACUGUUCAACAGGCUAUAUUCAGGGCAUAAGCGAGGUUCUGAAAAACCCAGCGUAUGCAUCAAAAUUGCAGGACGCUAAAAAUUCCAAGGAAGCAGUUGUACUAGAUCAGUUUUUACAACACCUGAACAAUGAUGACUAUAAGGCAUGGUAUGGCGAGGAAGAAGUUGUUAAAGCUGCAGGGCUGGGUGCGAUUGAUACCCUUUUAAUAACCGACUCACUAUUACGAGCAGAUGAUGUAUCUACACGGAAAAAGUGUCUUGCACUUGUCAGCCAGGUGGAGCAGUUAGGCGGCAAUGUUUUUGUAUUCAGCUCUCUUCACGCGUCUGGGGAAGAAUUAGAUAAAUUGACAGGUCUGGCUUGUAUACUGAAGUACCCAAUGCCUGAUUUAGAUGAAGAAGAAGAGGCAUAG
Molecule: messenger RNA, 1158 nt
Organism: Lachancea mirantina
Lineage: Eukaryota; Fungi; Ascomycota; Saccharomycetes; Saccharomycetales; Saccharomycetaceae
Source: the annotation of a GenBank genome assembly